This is a messenger RNA of Lepisosteus oculatus (spotted gar), 4988 nucleotides long. It is a transcript of the gene engase, whose product is annotated as endo-beta-N-acetylglucosaminidase. Lineage: Eukaryota; Metazoa; Chordata; Actinopteri; Semionotiformes; Lepisosteidae. The record is from RefSeq and is a predicted model, not a curated record. Gene Ontology annotation, molecular function: mannosyl-glycoprotein endo-beta-N-acetylglucosaminidase activity. Gene Ontology annotation, cellular component: cytoplasm. Gene Ontology annotation, biological process: protein deglycosylation.
AAUAGAUUCCUUUAAGUUCAGACAUUAACAUUAGACACUGUUCUUUACGUUAACACGUAUUUGUCCUUACUUAAUUCUAUAUUUCGGUCCGCUAUUUCUGGAUUUGUACCUGAGCGCUGAACCGGCCAAGCUCCCCGGUCCCCGUGUGACUAAAACAAGUGCAGCGAUUCGCUAGGUUAUGGAGACCUCCUCGCCAGGCAGCCAAUCUGAAGCAAUUAGGAAGUGUAUUCCCAUAAGCAGUCCGGUGUGUUUUGAAAUAAUUUGCAGUUCGGAAUUAUUGCUGCUCGUCGUUUGCAAAGUUUCCACCAUGGAAAACGGAGGGAAGAUUUCGCAGCCGAAAAGUGGCGCCCGAGAGAGAAAGAGGGGUGCGACAGAGAGAGCUGCCGAUGCAGGAGUAUUAAAGCUGCAGAGAAACGAAAGGACAAGUAUGGAGUCUUCCUUGGAAAUGCAGGUCGUGUCUGAAGUUGUCCAGUACGAAAUAUCAUCACCUCUGUCAGCCAGACAUUAUGACCGAGACACCACAGAGCCAGUCAGCUUCAGCCUGAAGUCCCUGAAUGAACUGUUGUCAUGGGAACCUAGUGCUUCUGACCUUUUCAAUGUGGCCACUGUCCCUCUGGCCUCUCGACUGCCUCCUCUGGCCAGUGGCCAGCCCAAGACACUGGUCUGUCACGACAUGAUGGGUGGCUAUCUGGAGGACAGGUUUAUCCAGGGUGCAGAAGCUGAGACAGUCUAUGCCUUUUAUCAUUGGGAAUACAUCGACAUCUUCGUCUACUUCAGCCACUACCCGGUCACCAUCCCUCCUGUGUCCUGGACCAAUGCUGCCCACAAACAUGGUGUCUCUGUCCUUGGUACUUUCAUCACUGAGUGGGAUGAUGGGAGCAAGAUAUGCGAGACCUUCUUGGCUGGAGAGGAGCCUUACCGCUCAGUAGCCGACAAACUGGUGCAGAUUGCACACCACUACGGCUUUGAUGGCUGGCUGAUCAACAUAGAGAACCCUCUGAGUGAGACCGCGGUGAAGAACACCCCUGCUUUCCUGCGCUACCUCACUGAUCAGAUGCAUCAGCGAGUGGAGGGCAGUGUGGUGCUGUGGUACGACAGCGUGCUGCAGAACGGGGAGCUCAAGUGGCAGAAUGAGCUCAAUGAUCAGAACAGGGUGUUUUUCCAGUCAUGUGAUGGCAUCUUCACCAACUACAACUGGAGCGAGUCAAACCUGGAGGCAAUGGUAUCCCGUGAUGCCAAGCAGAUGGCCAACAUCUACGUGGGAGUAGACGUGUUUGCACGAGGAGAGGUGGUUGGCGGGAAGUUUGAAACAAACCAGGCCCUCAGGCUGAUCAGGAAACACGGUUUCUCAGCUGCCAUCUUUGCUCCGGGGUGGGUGUACGAGUGUCAUGAGAAGAAAGAGUUUCGGCAGAAUCAGGACAAGUUUUGGGGCCUACUCUCCAAGUUCCUGCCCACUCAUAGCGUCUCUCUCCUUCCCUUCGUCACCUCCUUCUGCCAAGGGUUUGGAAAGAGCUUUUUCUGCAAAGGAAAAGUGGAGGAAGUGAAAAGCUGGUUUAAUCUGAGUGCGCAGGAAGUGCAGCCCCUUUUCAUUGAUCACAGCUCAGACGACGAAGAGGGUGGCUGGGUGAGGACCCGAGGCUGUCCUGAAGAUGCCUGGAAUGGGGGAAGUUCCCUGUUGAUUGAGGGGAUGAUUCCUUCCACACAUUCUAAUAUAGCUGUGAGGCUGUUUUCUCUUCAUUCUACAAUUCCUACUAAGACGUUUGUCUCCUUUACCUACAAGCUAGAAGAAUCUCCCAAUGUUAAAGUUGCCUUGGAAUUGAAAACCAUUGAUGCCCCUGUCUGUUUAUACCAGGGAAUCGAGGACGUACCUGGCACCAGCGUGCAGCCUCAGCCCCUGCAGGAGGGGGAGAGCUUGGUCAGCCAGUUCAGGCACCGCUGUGGGCUCAGGGACUCAGAGGGCUGGGUCACCCGGUGUUUUCUGGUGGAGUCGAAAGGCUGCUUGCUUCGGGACAUCUUUAUCAACGUGUCCCGUGAGAUCUCAGGGGAGGAGGCCUACUUUGUCUGCAGAGUUGGAGAGAUUAAGAUUCUGGAUGUUGAGAACCUGACUGCUAUUCCUGCGCCUGUUCGGAACCCUUCCUUGAGUGAGGUAGUCUGGCGAAGGGGCGUUGGUAGCGGAGAGGGGUAUGUCCAGAAGCUGUAUUUCAAUGCCACCCUGCAUUGGCAAUACCCUGCCAACCAGGCCAGACACUUCCGUGUCUACUGGAGGCGCCUUCACGACCCAAAUACACAGGCAUCCUCUGGACAGGAGCCGCAAGUCCUGAUUGGAAGGGCCUAUGCCACAUUAUACCGUGUAGUGGACUUGCCUGUGCCAGAUGCUCGGGACACUGCCCCCUGCUGGCUGGAGUUUCUGGUGGAGCCCAUCACCAGGGAGGGUUUUGCAGUAUCUGAGUCACACUGGGGGAGACUGGUCUUGAAAUACACUGAGCCAGCACGGGCAGAAACAGCCACAGGCGUGUAAUAACAAAGGCCUCUGCGUACGCUUUUCACACACACCAGACAAUGAAAUAUCAAAGUUAUGAAGCAGAAAGUGAGACUCAUAUAGCCCUCACAGCAGUGUUUUCACUUCAUAACAGGGAUGGCUAGACCUGCUCCGUGAAUAGCGAGCACUGUCUCGCCUUAAAAAAAAUGCUAUUGAUGUAUUUGAUCAACAGGGAAUUUAUUAAGUCGAAAAGUUUGUCCAAAAUUUUGUAUGCUUUUUAUUUGUCAUGGAAAAAAACUUGUGCUCUUCAGGGAGUCAUGAAAAGCAAUUAAAGAAGUAUUGCAGUUACAAACUGUUCUGUAGGAUUUGUUCUGAAUUCAUCUUCUGCCCACUUUCCCGUUUUCACUCUCUGGUACUCGCCAGUGGUUGAUACUCAUUUCCGCAGGGAUCACGUACCAAAGGCACUCAGAACAGAAACUGAGCCUAACUCAAAGCUAGGUGAACCGAAGUUAAGGAGUCUGGGAAAUAAACGUUUAAUUUUAGUAUACAAGGAAAACACAAACUCGGAUUCAUUGUUCUGAUCACAUUAAUUUAAGAGUUGGCAUCAUUUUAAGAUUUUAAGAAAAUCCAAGGUUUUCUUUUUUCAGAAUAAAACAUGAGGCUUUAGCUUCGGCUUGUACUGAAUCUAGGGACUGAUUUGUGAAGUGAAUCUUAAUAAUCUUGGUAAAUUUCUGUAAAAUGUUGCAUUCAUUCCCAUGAUGUAUUAGGUCAUUAAUGUGCUAUUUAAUUCUGCCCUUGUUAUCAUAACACAGCUUCUUUACUCUUAUAGCAUGUGGACUGUAAGAAAAGCCUGACAGGUUCCAAGGAAUUGUUCCUGUAGUUUAAAAAAUAUUCUUUUAGUUGUAUAAUAAUUGGAUUCUUAUGCAUAACUAGUGUAACACCAUGCUAGGAUAACACUUUUUGCCAAUCUGACAUCCUGUGCCUGGCCUGACCAAACAAAAUAAACAAAAUAAGCAAAGAGCAUAGCCUCCCUGGAGCUGUGUGGCUCUUAAAACCAGCAUUUCUGAUGCUGCUUAAAUGGACUUGUGUGUGUGAUUUGGGGUGGGUGGGUAUGUGUGCGUGCAGAGCCCUUAAAUUGUAGUGCAGUCUUGGCUCUUCUUCUCAGAUUUAGUUGAAUCAGGAGGCCUUUUGUGUGCUUUAAAAUAACAAGAUGGUUUUAAUCAGGUUUGCCGCUUGUGGACACCAGAGGUUUCUGUUGUGUGCUUGUAAUGGGAGCAGAGUUGUUAUGCAAUUCCAAGCACAGUGCAUUUUGCUCCAUCAACUAGGUACAUUUGUAAUAUUAAGUAUACAGUAUUUAUUCAGUUUUUGUAUGCAUACAGUGUAUUCUUCAUUAAUAAUUUAUUGUGUUUGUACAUUUUGUCAAAGAGCUUUACACAAAGGAACAUAUCCACUGAAUCUAGGUGAUGCACAGCAGCCUCAGUACACAACAGAAUAAUAUCACUGUUCUUAUAGCUCUUCAGGAUCUUUAAUGAAAUUGUCAGGACUUCAGGUUACUCAAGGAUAGCACAAUGUCCCAGAUCACCAUUGGAUAUUUUGUGGUCAUGGGGAAAGAGCACCACUUACUGGUCUCCAAUCUCCUGGUGUCUAAGCCAGUAUUAACCAGGCCCGACUUUGCUUAGCUUCUGAAAUCUGAUGGGGUCAAGCUACUAGCUCUUCUGUACUUUUUUGUUAAUAUACUAACUAUAUUCUCCUAUAUACCUAUAUAAAUGUCACCUGCUGCGAAUUUUGGAGAAGCUAAUUUAGAGGUGAUAUUUCAUCCUGGAUUAACUUUUGACCCUCAGGUGAGGAACAUUGUAAAAUCAUCAUUCUUCUAUCUCCGAAAUAUCCCCAGACUACCUCCCAUGUUGUGUUUAACUGCAGCAGAAAAGCUGGUCAACACAAUUGUCUUUUUUAAAAUUGAUUACUUCAAAACCCUGCUCAGUGGGGUAUCUGCUGUAGUUCCACAAUGAACAAUCUCCAAUAUGGUCUGAAUUCGGAAACCAAAAUCCUGACCGGGAUGCCUGGAAGCGAUCAGAUUACCCCUGUCUUUGCACUGGCUUCCUAUCAGGUUUUGUGUUGACUUCAAAAUCCUCAUGCUCACCUACAGUUAAAGCCUCACACCUCGGUACCUAUCUGACUAUUGCUAUACAGUAUGUCCCCCAAGCUCUUUUACACUCUAUGGGUGACAGGGCAGGGCCUUUUCCUGUUUUGCUCCAAAGCUCUGGAAUUCUAUCCCCAAGGAUAUCAGUCAGUCACCUUCCCUGAAUGCAUUGAAAACUAAACUCAAAAAUGUCUUUCUUUUCAGAAAAGCUUUUAUUUUAUUUGUGUCUGUGUUGGCUGUAUUGCCUAAUCAGUAUGUAUCUCCUUCUCUACUUCACAUCACUUGUUUCUCAUAUGCUUAUUUUUGUAAUUUUGUAACUUUUAUUUUAAGUGUUUUUAAACUAACUGUAAAGGGCUUUGAGAUGCUGCU